Monoraphidium neglectum is the source of this 285-nucleotide messenger RNA. RefSeq names its product putative GST-like protein yghU. The transcript is spliced from 4 exons. Bases 1 to 285 code for a protein of 94 amino acids. The record is from RefSeq and is a predicted model, not a curated record. Lineage: Eukaryota; Viridiplantae; Chlorophyta; Chlorophyceae; Sphaeropleales; Selenastraceae.
AUGGUGGCGGCACACUGCGCGCCAGCCCUCUUGCCCGGCGAGGUGAAGCGCCUGCUGGCGGUGCUGGAGAAGCAGCUGGAGGGGCGGGAUUACAUAAUCGGGUCAGAGUACACCCUGGCUGACGUGGCCACGUUCCCAUGGGUGAAUGUUCUGUCGUCAGAGGCCGGCUUCAACGCGGCGGACGCCCUGGGGCUGGACGCCUUGAAGAACGUCAACGCUUGGGCCGCGCGCUGCGGGGCGCGCCCGGCCGUCCAGGCGGGACUCAACGUGACACCCUUCACAUGA